Messenger RNA from Mya arenaria, 552 nucleotides. RefSeq names its product echinoidin-like. Lineage: Eukaryota; Metazoa; Mollusca; Bivalvia; Myida; Myidae. The transcript is spliced from 4 exons. Gene Ontology annotation, molecular function: signaling receptor activity. The record is from RefSeq and is a predicted model, not a curated record. The coding region runs from base 25 to 519 and encodes 164 amino acids.
ACCACUGUUGCAAAAACAACUUCUAUGCCAACAACAAGCCCGUUACGUACUUCUACAGCUGCUAUGUCACUGAUGGGGAAAUGCCUGUUGCGACUUGGUCACCCCAACUCCACACACGUGUCCACCGACGGAUUGUACUGCUUCCAGUUCAUAGACACCAAACAGUCUUGGAUGCACGCCAAAGAAGACUGUGCAAGAAGGAAUGGACAUUUGUUGUCCAUUGAAAGCGAGAGAAAAACUAACUUCAUAUACAAGAUGCUAACGAAAAUUCCGUACGUGCAGCCAAUCUGGAUAGGACUACAUGACAGGACCUCGGAGGAGAAGUGGCAAUGGGACUCCGGUAUUCCUGCUACAUACUUUAACUGGAUGCCGGGCCGUUUCGUCGACCAGUACCAUAGCACCGAGGAUUGGGUAGUGUUCGUCCAUGCACGUCAUGGCCAAUGGGACGAUAUGGACUGUGACGGAAUAUCCUACGAGAUAGUCCUGUCCUUCCCCUACAUCUGUCAAUUCCGUCUUUAGAGGAGUUCCUUGCCGUGUUUGUAUUUAGUCGAC